Molecule: messenger RNA, 741 nt
Organism: Protopolystoma xenopodis
Lineage: Eukaryota; Metazoa; Platyhelminthes; Monogenea; Polystomatidea; Polystomatidae
Source: the annotation of a GenBank genome assembly
AUGUCGACACACGCGACUUUGAGUCAUGAACCCGCUCCGGGGCCGAGCGAGCUCUUCGUUGAAGAAAAGGGGUUCAAGAUAUUGGCGUUUGGUUGGCUGAGCCCCAAUGGCCUGAACCACUUCAGAGGAGGGCCUCUCUUCUUGGCCCAACCAUCAACCUACCACGAUCCACAACCCACGGUCAGUGCAGUCAACAGUCAACGUUCAGCGGGCAAAGCUAACCUUGAAGGCGAACCCAUGCGGAGUGGGGGCUCGCAUCCUCGUCCAGCCGCCGGUGGUGGUGUACAAUUUCAGGUGGUUGUCGAAGGACAGGAUGCGAACCAGGUCGGUGAGCUGAAAGAGAAGAAAGAGGAGAUGGCGAAAGGUGACCAGAGAGAGGAUCCCCCGACUACUAAAGUGCUAACAGUAGUGUCGCCUAUAUUACACUUUAACAAAGGCCUUACAAUUCCGGCGAGUUUCACUGUCAACAGGCUUGACCAUCCGAACCGGACUGCAGCCUCAAAGUCGCCCGGUCUUCAUCAACAACCUUUCCCUCUUUGCCGCAGCAGAACUCUUGCCCGAGUCGGCAGGAUCCCACUCUCGUUUAGCCCCCAUCGGCCGGAUGCUUGUCCAGCCGUCUCAAGCACCUGCGAGCACAAGCCGACCUGCCGAAAUCAACUUUAUUCUCUCCCUCCUCUUCUUCUAUCUACCUCAGGCGAAUCGGGCUUGGCCGACCAGACCCUGCUUCUCUACACCUCCUGA